Molecule: messenger RNA, 1941 nt
Organism: Pistacia vera
Lineage: Eukaryota; Viridiplantae; Streptophyta; Magnoliopsida; Sapindales; Anacardiaceae
Product: protein ACCELERATED CELL DEATH 6-like
Exons: 4
Coding region: 1-1941 (646 amino acids)
Molecular function (GO): protein binding
Source: RefSeq, a predicted model, not a curated record
AUGAUCGAGGAACGUGAACUUAUUCGAGUCACAAGGGAUGGCAAUGCCAAUAGUUAUCCCUUCCGUGACAUGUCUCAUCGGGACAUGUCAGAUAUAAUUUUCAAAAAACUCGGCCCCUUAAAUAACUCACUACUUCACCUGGCGGCAAGCUUUGGUAAUGAAGACCUCACCAAGCUCAUGGCUGGUCAAUUUCCCACUUUGAUUAUCCAGACAAACUCCCACGGCGACACUCCACUUCAUGUUGCCGCUAGAGUUGGGAUGCUUAGCACAGCAGAAAUACUAGUGAACCAUGAAAAAGAUUUGCAUCCAGACGAACCACGCCCGCUGAGGAUGAAGAACAAUGAAGGAAACACAGCUUUGCAUGAGGCUUUAUUAGCGCUACAACUAGCUCCUAAAUCCAAGCAUUCUAAAAAUCCAGCGAAGAAAGGUGAAGGAGAUGAAAUGGCUUAUUUCUUGGCGGAACAUACAGGUCCGGAGCAUGUGUGCAAUUGCGAGAACAAGGCAAAUCAGUCUCCUUUAUGUCUGGCGGUUGAGUAUGGCAACCGGCACUUUCUUGAACAUUUUUUUAAUGUUAUACCUGUGCCUGAUCGUGUUGACUGUUCAGCUACUGCAAAGUGCCUGAUGCAACUCAUGGCUGAGGAUAAAUUAAAUAAAGAGGCAUUGGAAUUAAUUCAUAAGGAGAAGCCGAAGCUACUAGAAGCACGAGAUGAAGCUGAGAACACUCUACUUCAUAGUGCAGCAUCCACAGGCCAUCUGAAGGAAGUUCGUUAUCUCUUAGAAAUUAUGAGUGAUAACGUUUUAUGUAAAAAUAAACAAGGCUCCUAUGCUAUCCAUGUUGCAAGUGAAAAGGGGUAUGUCAAAAUUGUGGGGGCGUUGCUUGAACAAUGGCCUUAUCCAAAUGAAAUUCUCGAUGCUGAAGGCCGGAGCAUUCUUCACGUCGCGGCCAAGAGUGGGAACGAGUAUCUGGUAAGGCACAUAUUGAAGUGGAACAAAUCGGAUUCGGAUAUGCUUAUUAACAUGAAGGACCGCGAUGGAAAUACACCUUUGCAUUUAGCAGCAAGGCAUGGCCAUUGCUUGGUGGUGGGCACUCUUUGCUCGACAAGCGAAGAAACGCAGCUCUUAAGAACAAGACAGGACAAACAUGUUGAUGCGAAGAUUGAUGGUGUGACUAAGAAUGAGAAACCUUCUGCAAAAGUAGAUCACUCCACACCAACGCCAUUUGGAAUGCUUACGACGCUAUCUGUGUUAUUUCUGGUGCAUCUUUUUGCUGUGUUUCGUAGAUACAGAAUUAACAGUGGGUUAAGGACAAUCGAAGAUCUACGUUAUAAAGUUAGAAGCAAGAAGGCAACAGAACAAGAAGAUGUUUAUCAGAAGAUAAAUGCUUUUCUUGUGGUAGCAACACUUGUAGUUGGCGUGGCGUUUGCUGCUUCGGUUCAAGUAGGCAGUAGUGAUAUUGGUGACAAUAAGGGUGGUGAUGAUUCAAAAAACAAUAACACUACUUAUCUCUUUAAUCUAAAUGAAACAACCAUUAAAAAAGUUGAGAAAUCAGCGCUACAGCUUUUUGCAGUUUCGGACACAUUUGCUAUGAAUGCUGCGGUGAUAGGAGCCACCCUACUGUGUUGGGCACAACUAAUUCACACCAAUCUUGCAUCUUUAUUGGUUCUUGCCGGAUAUGCAUUUGUGGCUAUCAGUAUUGCCAUGCUCGAAAUCGCCUAUUCCUCCUCCAUAUUAUUUAAACUUCAUAGUUAUACCUUAGGGGCUUUUAUUCCAAUUAUUAUCUUGCACUACACCUGUUUUUGCAUUCAAUUCUCAGUAUCCAUGGCGGUGCUGAUUUCACCCCUGAGGGAAACUCUGGUUAUGGUCUUUUAUUUCUUUAUCUAUUUAGGCCAUUAUGCUGCAUACCGCUUCUGCACCUUCUUUGUUCCACCAAUUCUUAGUUAG